GACAUUCCACUGUUCAGGUCAAACGGCUCCUCUUGUGGAGCGGUCUGCAUUAUCUACAUUGAAAAUGUAGUGUGUAGUUAGCUUUACAACAAAAUGCCUGUUUGGAGAGGGAGAUUAGAUAGGCAACGUCUGCAUCGAGAUUCUGGCAGUUCACCAAUUCUUCAGUCUUAAAAUGAAAUUCACCAUAAACAUAAAUUGGGAUAAGGAAAAUAAACUUGCCAAAAUUCAAAUAUUUGUGAAUAUCUAAACUCCCCUGUGGUGCAUCAUUUUUAGUUUCUGUCGUGAGACAGAGUACUGACCUUUCCCCUGGCAUCUGGUCAAUCUCAGAAUCAGGAAAGGGGUCAUAGAUCAAAGGUCAACACUAUACACAAAUAGCGAUCUAUUAUUGUACAGCUCUUUGUAAAUCAGCUCCAAGUAACAGCAGCUAUUUCUACCCAGUUGGCUGAGUACCAGCUUGAAGCCCCAGAGUAACGUAGUCACUGGCUUUGCAGUCCUGCCUGCCUCCUGACAUUUAUUAAAGGUUGCUGGUAUACAUUUGUAACGACCCACACCGUUAAAUAGUCCAAUUCAUGAAGACCCAAUGUGUCACACACCGCAAACAGCUGCCAAAUCCCUUCUCCCUGGCACCUCUUUCCAUCCUCCCCUUCUCUCCACCAUCUUCAUCCCUCUCUCUUUCACACUGUCCAUCUUUCCUCGACACACACAACCCCUUAUCUCCUCUGUCCCUGAUUGCUGACUUCCAGUGAGUCGAUGUCAGUCCCACAGCGAGGGGCUGGGCGUUUGCUGGCGGAGAGAGAAGACGGUGUGUCCUUACGGGAUCUGAUGCUGACCAUUGCUUUAAACGAUGCUUCGAAGUGCUCGACACAUGUCACUCUGCUUUGUCACAUGGCGUGUGAGCCAAUGCUCCUCCUGCUUCCUCUCAGACAGAGGGGUGUCCGUGUCCUCUUGCUGUUGCUGCUGCUGCUGUCUGUCUGUCCAUCCAGCCGCCUGCCUGGAGCUCCGCACUGUCACUGUAUCCCCCUGCGGACCCUGUGAGCAAAGUGUCACCAUGACUGAUGUGAUGAUCAACAGCUGUAAAGCCUCUGCUGAAGAAAUGGGUCUCAAACAUGAUGACAACAGGCUACCCUUCCAGAUCUUCCCUGAUCCCUGUGAUUCUUACGAAGGUCAGUGCAAACUCAAGGACCGCCUGCCAUCCAUUGUGGUGGAGCCGACUGAUGUGAGUGAGGUGGAGAGCGGUGAGCUGCGCUGGCCCCCAGAGGAGUUUCUCAUGGCAGAGCAGGGGGGUGAGGGAGAGGGUCUGGUCCCUCAGGCUGGGGAGCUGGCCCAGAUUGAUACAGAACCAGUGUCACAGGAGAUGAAGACCCAGAAGAAUGUGGAGCCAGGACAGAGUCUGAGCUCCAACACCCAAUUGUUCAGCUCUACACUCAUCCAACCUGGUCAGACUUUUACAAAAUGAACUCAAUUGGUGGUCUACUUGGUCGAACUUUGAAGAGUUUUUAUACAGCACAGGCCUGUUCAUCUGUAACAGGCACCCACCCCCCCCCC
Chiloscyllium plagiosum (whitespotted bambooshark) is the source of this 1545-nucleotide messenger RNA. RefSeq lists its product as uncharacterized. Gene Ontology annotation, biological process: positive regulation of DNA-templated transcription. The record is from RefSeq and is a predicted model, not a curated record. Gene Ontology annotation, cellular component: nucleus. NCBI's taxonomy places the organism in Eukaryota, Metazoa, Chordata, Chondrichthyes, Orectolobiformes, Hemiscylliidae.